This is a messenger RNA of Magnolia sinica, 1091 nucleotides long. RefSeq names its product gamma-glutamyl peptidase 5-like. Bases 101 to 826 code for a protein of 241 amino acids. Lineage: Eukaryota; Viridiplantae; Streptophyta; Magnoliopsida; Magnoliales; Magnoliaceae. The record is from RefSeq and is a predicted model, not a curated record. Gene Ontology annotation, cellular component: cytosol. The transcript has 4 exons.
UGCAGAGAGAGAUUUGGGUUUUUGGAUUUGGGUUUCCAGAGUGAGAUUUGCGUUUUCAGAGUGAGAUUUGGGUUUGGAGAGAGAGAGAGAGAGGGAGAGAAUGGAGAAGAAGAAGCGAUUCGCAGUACUUCUCUGCGCAGAAGACUCCGACUACGUGAAGAAGAAAUACGGAGGGUAUUUUGGAGUCUUCGUAUCAAUGCUGGGAGAAGAAGGAGAGUCGUGGGACGUUUAUCGCGUCUCCCUUGGUGAGUUUCCGGAGGACGGAGAGAUCGACGGCUACGAUGGAUUCGUUGUCACUGGAAGCUGCCACGAUGCCCACAGCAACGACAGUUGGAUCUGCAAGCUGGUGAAUCUGCUGAAGAGAUUGGAUUCUAUGCAGAAGAAAGUGCUGGGCAUUUGUUUUGGACACCAGAUUUUGAGCCGUGCAUUAGGUGGAAAGACGGGCCGAGCAGCCAACGGAUGGGAUAUCGGUCUGAGGACCGUUGAUCUCCUGCCCUCUAAAUCACUAUCAUCUCUGCAAAUCCCUUCUCUACUGACCGUAAUCGAGUGCCAUCGAGACGAGGUAUGGGAGUUGCCUCCAUCGGCGGAGGUGGUGGCCCGCUCCAAGAAGACAGGUGUUGAGAUGUUCAAGUGUGGGGACCACAUCAUGGGCAUCCAAGGCCAUCCUGAGUACACGAAAGACAUUCUCAUUCACCUCAUAGAUCGACUCCUCCAACGCAAUCUGAUACAGGAUUGUCAUGCUGCGGAGGCUAAGGCGACUAUGGAGGCAUGCGAGCCUGAUCAGGAGCCAUGGAAAAAACUAUGCAAGGACUUUCUCAAGGCAUGAUUAUUGUUAUAAAUAAUAAAAUUCAUGGGAUGAUUCUCUUCCAAAAUAAUACAAAUGUACAUGUGUCACUCCAAGCAAAUGUUGGGCCUUUUGGGUUAGCAUAUAUCACUGAUUUUUUGCAUAUGGCAUCCCACUGGUGGGACCCAUCAUCAUUAAAUGUGGUAAUUUUAGGUAAUCCAGACCAUCCAAAUAGCAGUGUCCGUUGCGGAUCAUUCCGGCGGCUUUAAAUGGAAACCAGUUAGAUGGUUAUGAUCGUUUGACUCCA